Messenger RNA from Trichoderma gamsii, 207 nucleotides. RefSeq lists its product as hypothetical. The transcript is spliced from 3 exons. NCBI's taxonomy places the organism in Eukaryota, Fungi, Ascomycota, Sordariomycetes, Hypocreales, Hypocreaceae. The record is from RefSeq and is a predicted model, not a curated record. Bases 1 to 207 code for a protein of 68 amino acids.
AUGGGUGGUGGUGCCAAAGUCCCCUACCCCAAGCACGUCUGGUCGCCUGCUGGUGGUUGGUACGCUCAGCCUGCCAACUGGCGCGCCAACACGCUCAUUGCCGGAGCCACCAUGUUCGGCAUUGUCGCCAUUGUGUGGAAGUUCAGCGCCGACCGGGAAAGAUGGGCGCACAAGCCAGAGCCGUGGGAAUGGCACCCUAGCCGAUAG